UAGAGACCCCAAAAACCUUAGCAACUAUGCCAAUCUUUCACAUCAUAAAUACCCUUCAUACAAUUAUUGAUUUUGCAUUGAUAACUUUCUGGAGUGCUAAACUUCAAAGAAAAGAAUGGACACCACAAAGGAUCAUCAAAAUGUUGUUACCUUAGAUGUCCAUGCUGCCAAAGAUCUAUUACAUUCAUCUGGUUACAAUUAUCUUGAUGUGAGGUCAGUUGAGGAAUUCAAUAAAAGCCAUGUUGAGAAUGCUAUUAAUGUCCCCUAUAUGUUCAAAACAGAAGAAGGAAGGGUGAAAAAUCCUGAUUUUGUUAACCAAGUUGCAGCAAUAUGUAAGAGUGAGGAUCACUUGAUUGUGGCUUGCAAUAGUGGAGGAAGAUCGAUUCGAGCCUGCGUUGAUCUCCAUAAUUCAGGAUUUCAACAUAUCGUCAACAUGGGGGGAGGCUAUUCUGCGUGGGUGGACGCUGGUUUUGCAGGUGAUGACAAGCCUGCAAACGAGCUCAAAACUGCUUGCAAGUUUCGUCCAUAAUUUCUGCAAGUGAACAAUGUGUUUUAUGUACUAUCUGAGUGCCUAUCUUCCUCUUUUUUAAUUUUAUGAAUAUUGCCUAAUUUAAUUUUAAGUGAGGUCUAAGCUAUCUUUGAAAAAUUGUGAAUAAUUUGCUCAAUAAUCAACCAAAUUUGGUCAUAUAAGUACAUUUGUA
This is a messenger RNA of Medicago truncatula (barrel medic), 701 nucleotides long. Its product is annotated as protein HIGH ARSENIC CONTENT 1, mitochondrial. The coding region runs from base 116 to 529 and encodes 137 amino acids. Lineage: Eukaryota; Viridiplantae; Streptophyta; Magnoliopsida; Fabales; Fabaceae. The transcript is spliced from 6 exons. Gene Ontology annotation, molecular function: catalytic activity. The record is from RefSeq and is a predicted model, not a curated record.